This is a messenger RNA of Fomitiporia mediterranea MF3/22, 1515 nucleotides long. RefSeq lists its product as uncharacterized. The transcript is spliced from 6 exons. NCBI's taxonomy places the organism in Eukaryota, Fungi, Basidiomycota, Agaricomycetes, Hymenochaetales, Hymenochaetaceae. The record is from RefSeq and is a predicted model, not a curated record. The coding region runs from base 1 to 1515 and encodes 504 amino acids.
AUGUCGGGCCCUACUUCGCCGGGAUCGCCUGAUGGUCCAUUACCUUCAAGAUCUCGCAUGUUGGUGCUUUGUUUUGACGGAACAUCCAACGAGUAUGACGGAGAAAAUACGAAUGUAGUCAAGUUCUUCGCAAUGCUGCGGAAGGACUGUGAUGAUGAGCAACUGUGCUACUACCAGACUGGCAUAGGCACAUAUUUACCUCCCGGAAUGUGGUCAGCUCUGAGCAUGUGGAUCGCGAAAAUCGCCGACGAGGCGAUUGCCUGGUACCUUGAUGCCCACGUUAUGGACGGGUAUAGAUUCAUAAUGAAGAAUUACCGUCCCGGUGACAAGAUUUCCAUCUUCGGGUUCUCACGCGGAGCGUAUACAGCUCGUGCUUUGGCCGGCUUCUUAACGAAGAUCGGUCUACUGCCGCGAGACAAUGACGAACAAGUAACGUUCGCGUAUAAGAUGUACCAGCGCACGGACAAGGAGGGACUUAUCUUGGCUGCCGGAUUUAAGGAAACGUUCUGUCGUCCUGUCAACAUCGAGUUCCUUGGCGUUUGGGAUACCGUGGCCAGUACCGGGGUCAUCAUGAGCCAGGACCUGCCAUUCACGACGAACAACACCUUGAUCAAGACAUUCAGACAUGCCCUCUCCCUGGACGAACAUCGCGCUAAAUUCGUACCGACCUUCUGGACUCUGUCAACACCGCAGCCGCCAAAACCAAAGCCAGGACAAGGCGCUACACCAGCUGCGGUUGCUUCCUCGGCGGGAAGUCGUGUUAACGCGCCCGAAGCAGCAAAUUCACCAGGAGGCGCUUCGGAUGCUGAUGCACAGCGAAGUGAUGCACAGGAAGCCCAUCUACUUGAUUCGAACAAGAAAUCUGCACCCGGUCGAGAGAAGAAACGGCGAGGAUUGUGGCUCCGUUUCGGCAAGAGCAAGGCGAACGGAGUUCAUGGCGCGUUCAGUACUCAGGAAAGCGAUCUGGAUACGACUGAUGUCAAACAGGUUUGGUUUGCCGGUUGUCACAGCGAUGUGGGCGGAGGCGCUGAGAAGAAUAAUGCGGAUGGAAUGCUCUCCGACAUCCCACUGCGCUGGAUGGUCCGCGAAGUAGUCGCCUCACAAUGCGGCAUCCAAUUCGAUGCAGCAACGAUGGCACGUCUCAAUGUGCACGUUUCUCUCCCCGGACCAGAGUACUUCGCCGCAGGCAUAAACGGCACAACCCCUCCAGGCCCACGUCCAUCCGAGGUGGACAUCACAGCAGACCAGGUCGACUCAACCAAGCCGUUGCACGACGAACUCAAGCUCGACCCUCUUUGGUGGAUCCUCGAGAUCAUACCGCUGCCGUUCACAUGGCAAGACGCCAAGGCGAAAUGGCACAAGAAAUGGGAGUUCCAUCUUGGGAAAGGGAGAUAUGUCAAUACAUCGGGUCCAUUGCUAUUCCAUGAGACGGUACGAAUGCGGAUGAACGAUACGACGCUUAAAUAUACCCCUCAUGCGAUAUACGAGAAAGGGAAAGAGUCGUACGUGUGGUGA